Messenger RNA from Ascoidea rubescens DSM 1968, 2442 nucleotides. RefSeq names its product ankyrin repeat domain-containing DHHC palmitoyltransferase family protein. Gene Ontology annotation, molecular function: protein binding; palmitoyltransferase activity. Gene Ontology annotation, cellular component: Golgi membrane. The transcript has a single exon. Gene Ontology annotation, biological process: protein palmitoylation. Bases 93 to 2438 code for a protein of 781 amino acids. The record is from RefSeq and is a predicted model, not a curated record. NCBI's taxonomy places the organism in Eukaryota, Fungi, Ascomycota, Saccharomycetes, Ascoideales, Ascoideaceae.
CAGCUCCAAAAAGUCUAGUUGAAGCUCGAGCUGCUCAUAUUCUGAUUGUUUCUUUCUUUGCCUGCUCACUGAUUCUCUGACCUGCUGCAAUAAUGGAAGAAGAAACCGAAUUGACUACUUUGAACCAGCCAGAUCAAAAUGACCAGUCAACCCUAGCCACAACAUCUAAUAAUAACAGUAAUAACGACAACAACAACAACAACAAUGCUGGUAACUCAAGCUCUAAUUCUAGCUCUAAGUCGAAUUCUAAUUCCAAUUCCAGCUCUCAUUCAAAUCCAAAUGCUUCUGCCUUGAAUUCAAAGUACAAAAAAGAUCUCAAAUUACUUUUCAAGGCUUGUCAGGUUGGUGAUUUGAAAACUGUCCAAAAUCUUUUGGAAUUUAACCCAAAAUACGUCAAUUCUUACCUAUCUGAUAAUAUAUCUGCUCUACAUUGGGCCAGCAUCAACAACAGACUCUCCAUUGUCAAAUUCCUUAUUUCAAAGGGUGCAAUAGUAGAUCAUAAAGGCGGCGAUCUAAACGCUACUCCAUUACAUUGGGCUUGCAAAUAUGGUCUUGUUUAUAUCGUCCACUACUUGAUUCUAAAUGGUGCCAGUCCCUUAAAAAAAGAUGCUGAGGGCUUCAACGCUCUUCAUUUAGCAGUUCACUCCUCAAAUAUAAUGCUCGUUAUCUACAUAAUAAUAAUGACUGGAAUCCCAAUUGACGAACUAGAUUCAAACAGUAGAACCGCACUUCACUGGGCUUGUUAUCAAGGUGAUUCAUUAUCUGUCGACUUUCUCUUGAAUUUUAAUGCCAACAUUAAUCUCCCUGAUAAUACCGGUUUUGCUCCCCUACAUUGGGCCCUACUAAAGGGCAAUCGUUCAAUCUUGAAAAAUCUUAUAAAUAACAAUGCUGAUUUAUCCUUGAAAACAAUAGAAAAUAAAGAUCCUUUUAUAGUUGCAAAAGAAAUGAACACAAUCAAAAAUUUUAAAACUGCUCUCAUAGAAUGUGAUAGAAAUCCUUCCUCUGGCUCUUUAAAUAAAAGAUUUCUUAACACCUCUUUAAAACACAAAAAAAUAGCAAAGAUCUCAACUUUCUUCAUUCCCUAUCUAGCAAUGGGUUUAAUCCUCUAUUUUUUAUCAGAAUUAAAUUAUAAUAAAGAUUCCUUUGAUCAAUUUGGCACCUACUAUUAUUAUUCCCCACUACUAAUUAUCUUCCUACUAAUACUAGCCCUAUCUCUAAUAACAAUCUUCACAAGAAGUUUAAUAUCAAAUUACUUGAAUGAAAAAAAUUCCCUAAUAAAAUCUCCCUUUUUAUCUGGUGUAUUCUCUUCAACUAGUUUUUAUGUUAUUUGUUCUUGGUUCUUCUAUGUCUUACCAACCACUUCCUCAGCAUACCCUCUAACAAAUCUCUUCUUAUUUCUUUUCAUAUCAGCAAUGGUCUUUGCUUUUUUUAACUCGAUGUUCUUAAACCCUGGCCUAAUCCCUAAACCAAAAUCAAUCCAGAAAAAUAUAACAGAUCUACUUGACAUUGGAAAAUUCGACUCAAAAAACUUUUGUAUUAGAACAUACAUUAGAAAACCUCUAAGAAGUAAAUACAGCAUGAUAUCCAAAAAUGUCGUUGCAAGAUAUGACCAUUAUUGUCCCUGGGUUUAUAACGAUAUCGGUUUAACAAAUCAUAAAUCCUUCUUAUUCUUCAUCUUAUCUUUAGAAUUGGAUAUCUGGUUAUACGUCUUCCUAUUAUUAAAUCACUUUAAAUCAAUUUAUUUUCUUCAUUAUAAUAGCAAUAACGAUACUUAUGAUUUGCCUUACUCACAAUGCAAAAUCCUAUCUGAUAAACUAUGCUAUGGCUAUAAUUAUUCCUUCUCCUCUUUCGUUUUGUUAUGUUUUGUUUGUUUUCAAGGCACUUGGAUUUUCUUCCUAGUUUUAACUCAAUUUUGGCAAAUAUCAAUGAACCUAACAACCAAUGAAGCAAAUGAAUUACAAAAAGAUCAUCAAUACGCUUCAGCUCCAAACUCAAACUAUCAUUACUCCUCGGUUCCCCCCGAUUUCUCUAGUGAUUCAAAUGAUAUAGUCAAUUCAACCGAGAACGACUUGACUUCUACUCUCUCAAACCAAUCAACUUCUGCCAAUUCAAUAUCAACAAAUUCUCACCAUAUUAAGCGCUACUCUAAACAAAUCACUUGUUGCUCAUCUUUUAAAAAAGUCACAGGUAUAGACCAAUUUUGUUUAUUCUUAAACAAAAAUAGACUAAACUUUUUAAAGAAAAAUAAAUUUAAUAAUGGUUUUAAAAUAAAUUGUCUAGAUUUUUGGUUAAAUGAUGAUAACUUAGAUAACGGAAUAAAAAGUUUGUUUAAAACUCCUCCACAAAAUGGUUACGGUAGAUUUAAUGGUGAAAUCAUUAAUUAUUAUGAAUUUUAUGAUAGUCAUAUUGCUUCCAUGACUUAUAGACAACUAGUUUAGUUCG